Molecule: messenger RNA, 3177 nt
Organism: Halichondria panicea
Lineage: Eukaryota; Metazoa; Porifera; Demospongiae; Suberitida; Halichondriidae
Product: nuclear pore complex protein Nup205-like
Exons: 18
Coding region: 204-3080 (958 amino acids)
Biological process (GO): nuclear pore organization
Cellular component (GO): nuclear pore inner ring; nuclear pore
Molecular function (GO): structural constituent of nuclear pore
Source: RefSeq, a predicted model, not a curated record
GGGGUGGUGGUGCUAGCGCUGCUAUUUCAUUGGAGCAUUUCUUCCUCUCUCUCAAGCAGUACUACCUGGAGCUCAAGAAAGAGGGUGGGUCCAGGGCCACACCCACUGGGUCACCGAUAACCCCUUUGGAGCUGGACGGCCUCAGGGGGGUGCUCUCUCUCAUAAGGAUUAUUGAAAAAUAUGACGAAAAUGCUCGUAUUGUCAUGUACGAGAACCAGUCAUGGUUACCGGUAGCGUCUCUAUUCGGAUUGGUCGGUUGCCCUGUACCACGAGAACUGAAGGCAGACGUAUUAGAGACACUGGCUGUGUUUGCCCGCACUCCAGAAAUUGCCGCCUCCAUGUGGCAUACCCUAGAGGUCGCGCAGAUACUCACGACAAGUCACUCUAAGGUGCCAACGCACGACUCACGAGCUUUUGGUCACCAUGGCAACCAAGACGGUGGUAUUCAGGUUGAACUAGACGAGCUUGAGUCUCAGAUUGAAGAGUACUGUCUCACUAGAGCAUUUCUGUCCCUCCUCAACGCACUGAUUGAUGUGCCUCCCCCUCCUGGUCUGGGGACGGGGCACAGGGUACCAGGGUUUGACCCCUACCUAGAGUUCGUGCGUGAUAACAUGUUCCUGAAGUUUGACUCUCGUGGCUAUCGCAAUGCAGAGGAGAAGUGGCAGGUGGCUAGUCUGGCGCUGGAGAUACUGCACAAGCUGCUCCUCUCGUACGAAGUCUCACCUGAGGAUUUUGUGAACCAGUACUAUGACACUCCGGAGAUGGGCGGGGCCAUGGUUCCUAAGCAACCAGGACACACCCUCCUACUGCACAUGCUCAACGACUCUAAGCUACUCAGAAAGAUCCGCUCAGUGAUAGACACUGCCUACCUCCAUCUGUCUGACCCUGGUACCACAUCCUCUGAGGCACUGGCACACACGGCGCUCCUCUGUCUCAAGAUGCUGGAGACUGCGUUCAGCAAAGAGUCAUCCUUCCUGGAUCAACUGAGGAAUACCCAUGACCAUGGUAUCAUCACAAGCCCUCUGAAUGAGUUGCUAGGCAGCAUCAACUCUCGUACUGGCAAGGCUGACUUCAUCGUAACUAUUGCCAGAUACGCCACACUGACAGAGUGCAGUCCAGAGCUCUCCCUCACAGCAGUGCAGAUACUAACCUGGGUGUGUCAGUCACACUUGUCCGGCUCACAGACUGUCAAUCACAUCCUUAGUGACAAGGAUGUGUGCUCGGAGAUCUUACAGGGAUUUGUGGAGCAAUUAGAGAUGGAGGUCGAAGGUCAACUACCAACAGAAGGGGACCCCCUCUCGAGUGUGGCGGGUGUACAUCAGGCAGUCAAGCUGGGUAUACUCACACUGCUCUCACUCUGUGUGGACCACCCCCCUCCAAACAUCACACAUCUGUUGCUAGGAUAUGAGACGAGCUCUGAGAAGAGUGUGUCUGAUACCAACCUACAGGACCCUGGUGUGAUGGGUGCUCCUCGUACGUGUCUGCAUUCCAUUCUGUCCCUCCUGGAACACGGACAAGACUCUGGUUGUCAUUACUCCAAUCCAAAACUGGCCGAGCUUUGCUACAAAGUUAUAUACCAGCUGUGUGUCAGUCGUCAUCUCUCCACACCCACCCUCCGCUAUCUCCGUAGCAACCACGAGUUUUUCUCGAGUCAGCUCUCAAAGUUACCUCUAAACGUUUCCAUACUUCAGGACGAGAAUGACGAGGGUGUGUUAAACUCUCAGCAGGUGGCUGUGUUGCAUGAGGAGGCGUGGCUUAUCAAGACGCUGGCCGUAGAGCUACGCAUGACCACUCUCAAUCACCAACGUUCACACGCACAGAGGAUUGUCAACCUUCUCCUGAACGAACCGACCAAUGAGAAUGCAGAAAUAGAUCACACAACAGACUAUGGCGAACAAAGUUCGGAUUUCAAUUUUCUUCACGAAAAGAAACGGAAGAUUCUCUUACUUUUGGAUAGCGUGGAUUUCUCGGAGAAAGACACACCCAUUUUUGACCUGCAAUUUUUCGACCAAUCGGCUAUGGAAGAAGCGAUCAAGUCAUGUGAAGCUAAGGUGAAGAUUUAUGUGUCAUAUACACCCACACACGCACACACGCACACAAUCACCUACACACGCACGCUCACACACACGCUCACAGGAGGAGUGAGUGGGGGUGGGUACACGGACGUGAAGGCACUCCAUCGUCUCCUCAUGAUGGAGCUCAACAUGUUACAGGGAACAGGGGCAGCUGGUCAGAGACAGAGCGUUCUAGAGGAGAUUCACGAGAUUCUGGUAGUGGUAGUGAUGAGGAACAGGGUGUUUGAUUGUAACCAUGGCAAUAGCGAGUUGUUUGAAAGCUGGAGACAGUUGGUGGAAGUGGCGCUGCAUAGUCUGGGUCAGGUGGGGGUCAAGAGUGAGGUCAAAGUGGCAGUUCUCUUCGAGCUUAUACAAGACCUGCUAUUGAAGGUGUCUGGUAGCGACUCCUCCGAGCUGACCUCCUCUGUACAGGGGGUGGUCCUCAUGCUCCUCUCUCACCUCCGUCAGACACUGGCCACACCCACUGAGAACCAAGACGCAGAUGGUAGUGAUGGCCUCUCCUCCCUGUACGUGGGUCCCCUGCACGCCAUUCUCAAGGGGCUGGUGGACAACCUCCUCCGAUCUCCAUCGUCCAAUCAGAAGGCCCGAGCCUAUCUCAGCGGAGCACUGCUGUAUUACCUCGUGCUCACUAAGAGACAGAAAGAGAGGCAGGGGAAACAGGCUAGUCUGUGGCGUACUGACAAGGAGGAGGACACUCUCUCCUCUGGGAACCUCUCUGUACUCUCAAGUUUUGGAGAGUCGUUCAUGGACAUGGUUGCUAAGAAUGCUUGCAGCUGGCAUGCUGUCUCCAGGAUGCUCUCCUUGUCGCUACUCGAUGCCAUUGUUGCCCUGGACUACCCGAGUGUGUGGUUGAGGUUCCUCUCCUCCAAGGGAUACCUACAGAACCUCUGUGCUAGCGUACUAUGGGAAGAUGAGGCUCUCGUUAAGAUGACUACGCCCACUCCCGAGGCACUCAGAGCUCUCUAUGUCUACGAGUCAAAAAUGGUGGGUAGUUCUUUUAAUUAGAUAGUACAUUUUAAUUGCUGGUAUGCUGCCUCUAGAUUACUUACAGAUCUAAUUUCGUACAUCUGAGUAAAGUUUUUAAUUGGACAUACUAAAAUUG